ACAGCAGAUAAGAUUCAUCACGUCCACACACUCAAAACCUCCAAUGGUGGAUGCAUAGCAAUAGCAAUCAGUCAUCCUGGGUUGGGUUAGCCACAAAAUGGCCAUUCUAUGAACCCAAGGCUUCAAAACCCAUCAUCUUUCUAGUCUUAGCCACCUGCACUUAGCCCCCCAAAAAUGGGCAUGAAUGCUUAUGGCAUAUCUUCAUUUUCACACUCUUCCUGUUACAAUUUCAACACCACCAUUACCACCACUUUCACCACCCAAAAACCCUCCACCAAAUGCCUCACUUACCCUCGAUCCCGAAUUCGAGCCACCAUGACCACUGGUCAAUCCGAAGCCGCACCAUCUGAUCAAGAACCACCUUGCAUCAAUUUCGCUUUCGUGAGUUCGGUGCUGCUACCGGAUGGAACGCCCGACGUACAUUUUAGAAACGCGAGUGGCGGACAAAAACUUAGGGACAUUAUGCUUGAUACUAAUAUCGAGUUAUAUGGACCAUAUGUAAUGCUAUCUACUUUCCAUCCCACAUAUUCAUUUGUGAAUCUUUCUAAUUAUACAUAUUCGAUAACCGAUAACGUAGUUUUUUUAUUUAUGGUAAUUCAGUCUAGACCUUUGUUAAACUGUGCUGGAGGAGGAACCUGUGGCACUUGCAUGGUGGAGGUUAUCGAGGGGAAAGAGUUGCUUAAUCCACGAACGGAUAAAGAGAAGGAGAAGCUCAAUCGGAAUCCCAAGAACUGGAGGCUCGCUUGUCAGACAACCGUGGGGAAACCGGAUUCCAGAGGCUUGGUUGUGAUCCAGCAAUUACCAGAAUGGAAAGGGCAUGAAUGGACACUUGGAAGGGAACCCCCACCAGAAUCUUGAUUUCUUUUCUUAUUUUCUUGAUUUUGUUAUCUUGUAAAUGAUGAGAAUGGUUAUGAUCUUAUUACAUUCUUAAAUGCUACAGAAUCAGUCCAUGUAGUACUCAAAAGUUUCUUCUAGAAACUAGUGGAAGUUUGUUUACUACAACUACUUCUGGGUUUUAUACAAAAGAAUUGUGGAAGGUUUUACGUU
Messenger RNA from Cynara cardunculus var. scolymus (artichoke), 1047 nucleotides. RefSeq names its product photosynthetic NDH subunit of subcomplex B 3, chloroplastic. Bases 175 to 858 code for a protein of 227 amino acids. NCBI's taxonomy places the organism in Eukaryota, Viridiplantae, Streptophyta, Magnoliopsida, Asterales, Asteraceae. The record is from RefSeq and is a predicted model, not a curated record. The transcript has 5 exons. Gene Ontology annotation, biological process: P450-containing electron transport chain. Gene Ontology annotation, molecular function: 2 iron, 2 sulfur cluster binding. Gene Ontology annotation, cellular component: chloroplast thylakoid membrane.